This is a messenger RNA of Fusarium keratoplasticum, 1482 nucleotides long. RefSeq lists its product as uncharacterized. Gene Ontology annotation, biological process: positive regulation of transcription by RNA polymerase II. The coding region runs from base 1 to 1482 and encodes 493 amino acids. The record is from RefSeq and is a predicted model, not a curated record. NCBI's taxonomy places the organism in Eukaryota, Fungi, Ascomycota, Sordariomycetes, Hypocreales, Nectriaceae. Gene Ontology annotation, molecular function: transcription cis-regulatory region binding; zinc ion binding; DNA-binding transcription factor activity, RNA polymerase II-specific. The transcript is spliced from 3 exons. Gene Ontology annotation, cellular component: nucleus.
AUGGCUGGCUCUACCAAGGCAAAGCUGCGUACCAAGACGGGAUGCCUCACAUGCCGACAACGUCGUAAGAAAUGCGACGAAAAGUCACCUGUCUGCGGUAACUGCGCCUCUGUCGCGCGCGAAUGUCAAUGGCCGUCAUCAAAAGAUAUGAUCGACCGCCGUCACAUAUCCCACGACAGGUCGCGAUACAGGGAAUCUCGAUCCAAGUCUCCGUGUCAACAAUCACCAAAGCCACUUGACCUUGAGCUGGCACGAACCGAGUCUCCCGAAAGUCCUUGUAGUCCAGCUCAUUCCGAUGUCUCUGUCUGCCUUCACUCCGAAGUAGCCAUCUCUCACAGCGUCAUCUCCCGAGACCUGGAGACCUGUCUGUCUCAUCACUUUGCCAACAAAUACUACUCCCUUCUCCUACUACCCAGCUCUCAUCCGGGGUUCCACGAUGGAUGGCUUGCCGAGAUAAAGGAGCUCAUGGUAAAUCAUAAGAGCCUUUACUACUCCGUCUUGGCAUUGGCUGCGUCGCAUAUUUACCUGAUAGAUGGCUCCUGGUGCAUGCACGACCUCACGUUGAGGUACUACUCUAAUGCGCUGACCGAGCUUGCGCAACUGGUGGCCAACGUGUCAGAGUUUGAGAAUCACAACGGGCUGCUAAUGUCUGUCAUGCUGCUCUACAUUCAUGGGUCGAUGAGCUGGGACACUGAUAUCGAUGUCCCGCAACACAUCAGUGCAGCAUCGCGUAUCAUCACACUGCGCCUUUUGAACCGCCCCGUGGGGAUUGGCCGGUUAUUCGAUCGGCUGGCGGUCGAGAGCGUCAUGUACCACACCUUCUCCAUCACGACUGGCCUCUGGUCUGAAACGGAGAGAGUGAGCUAUGAUUUUGACCCUGAGUUUUGGGAUCGAGCCGAGAAGUUACUAGAUCGAUCUUUGUUCUUUCCAGGCGCACCCAGGGGUCUGAACAGUCCGGUACUCGGUGUACCAGUGUCCUUGUUUAGAAUAGCCCUGUUUCUUCGACGAUAUUUCUCAAACGGAUGUCCGCGGUCAGCCGAAUUUGAGCGACUGCAAGGCGAAGUCACUUCAUGGGAGGCACUCUUACUUGACGACAAGGAGCUUCGCUCUGGGUCUGUUGGCGAAACAGAAAACUUGACCUCACGGGAACGGUAUUUCAGAGACGUGAGCUACUUGUUUGCCCUCGCGGCCUCCUUGCUACUGGAACAGGCGUCACAGCAUGGGACAACAACUCCUCCGUUGAUGGUACCCAGCAACUGCUGGCAGAUUCAGCUGACCAGGAAAAUCCUGCGGCAACAUGUGGGUGACGACGGAUGGGCAAAGUGUUUUAUAGGGAACUGGCCUAUAUAUACGCUCGGACUCUUCAUGGAGUCCAAGGCAGAUCGAACAAUAGUUCGAGCAGAGCUUAAACGGCGAUGGGAGUUGACGAGGUUUGUCCAAGCGGCCCGGUUUGGUCGUGACUUGGAGGAAGCAUGGACAUGA